CAUCUUUAACAGAUUCCUCACAAACUCACCUCCCGACUACAGCACGGGCAUCCGAUAAGACCUGCGCGGAGACACAAACACACAGUCAGAGAGAGGGAGCUGCACACAGGCAAAGUCGGGACAGUCCAAACAGAGCGCUACACUUCAUUACGCACAAGUUGCGAAGAGGAAAACAGGACACACUCAAUACUAGCGCAACUGCAGAUAUAUCUCUUAUCAAGAGUGCGAAGGACCGGAUUUCAGGAAUUAAGCUUCACUUUGGAAAAGAGUUUUUGUGGAUUGUGUGCGUCUGGAGUGGUUUGAGGAUGCGCGUCUCGAUCCUGCUGCUGCUCUGCGCUCUUUACGCAGGAGACGCGCACAAACUAUCCGCGCUCACGUUUCUACGUGUCGAACAGGAUAAAGAGUGCAACAUGGAUUGUUCUGGAGCUCCUCGCAAGCAGCUGUGUGCAUCAGACGGACGGACCUUCAGUUCCCGAUGCGAGUUCCUCCGCGCAAAGUGCCGCGACCCUCAGCUGGAGGUCAUCCGAGGGCCAUGCAAAGAUACAUCCAGGUGUGUGGCAGAAAAAAAGUACACAGAGCAACAGGCCAAGAAACUCUUCCCACAGGUGUUUGUACCUGUCUGCAAUCCAGAUGGAACAUACAGUGAGGUUCAGUGCCACAGCUACACUGGUUAUUGUUGGUGUGUAACACCAAAUGGCAGGCCAGUCAGUGGCUCAGCAGUAGCAAAUAAGAAACCUCGAUGCCAAGGGUCCAAGAUUGAUAAGGUAAAUCCAAGAGAACCAGGAAAAGCAGUUUCCUUGCAAAUCUUCUCCAUUCUAAAUGCAGAUGAAUUGGCUACUCCCAUAGUUGAACACCAGCCGUCUGCUGAUGAGGAAGACCUCAUCUCCCAUUACCCUACACUGUGGACAGAACAGGUCCGCAGCCGACAAAACAGGACCAGAACACAAUCGACCUCAUGCGAUCAGGAGCAGCUGUCGGCACAGGAAGAGGCAAGACAACAUAAAAACGAAGCAGUUUUUGUGCCCGAUUGCGCUCAUGGUGGCCUCUACAAACCUGUCCAGUGCCAUCCCUCUACUGGGUACUGCUGGUGUGUCCUGGUAGAUACUGGGCGACCCAUACCUGGCACAUCCACCAGAUACGAACAACCAAAAUGUGAUGGGAAUGCCAGAGCACAUCCUACCAAACCAAAGGACCAUUAUAGGAGCAGACACCUGCAGGGAUGUCCUGGGGAGAAGAAGACAGAAUUUCUGACGAGCAUACUGGACGCAUUGUCCACAGACAUGGUCCAUGCGGUAACUGACCCGGCGUCUGCUGGCAGGAUGUUGGAGCCUGACCCCAGUCACACUCUGGAAGAACGAGUUGUCCACUGGUAUUUCAGCCAACUUGACAAAAAUGCAAGCGGUGACAUUGGAAAGAAAGAAAUCAAACCAUUCAAACGGUUACUGCGCAAGAAAUCCAAACCGAAGAAGUGUGUGAAGAAGUUUGUGGAAUACUGCGACGUCAGUAACGAUAAGGCCCUGUCUCUACAAGAACUGAUGGGCUGUUUAGGGGUCACUAAGGAAGAAGGGGCUAAAACAGGUGAAGGCACAACCUCUAGUAAACUGAACGUGGCAAAGAAACAAGGCUAAAUUCGCCUCUGAGAUCGGAUCGCACCAGCUGUUGUCCCGCAGAUCACACCGCCACCAAAAUGACGAUGGAAAAAAUAGUCUUUGCACUUUGUACUUUAAAACAAUGUAAAUUCACUUUGUAGAAAGAAUAAGGUAUUUAAACAGACUGCUGAAUAUGUGAAUGAUGUAGUUAGCAUUUGUAUGUCCUUACAACAACAGCUAAAAGAAUAAUAGUAUUUAACACAUACAAUGUAUGUGUCCUUUGUGAGUCUAAAAUAAGUAUUCUUUUCUAAAUUGUACAAGUUGUAUCACAUGUUGCUUUUGUCAAGGCCAUUUUUUGAUGUUCUGUUACGUACUUUGCUUGUCUUUACUUUUGGAGAAAUAGUUUGUAAUGCAUCUAAACUGAAUUUUAGAAGCUUUGUUUUAGUUAUAUAUAUAUAUAUAUAUAUAUAUAUAUAUAUAUAUAUAUAUAUAUAUAUGUAU
Messenger RNA from Xyrauchen texanus (razorback sucker), 2090 nucleotides. RefSeq names its product SPARC-related modular calcium-binding protein 2-like. Bases 306 to 1628 code for a protein of 440 amino acids. The transcript is spliced from 13 exons. Gene Ontology annotation, biological process: extracellular matrix organization. Lineage: Eukaryota; Metazoa; Chordata; Actinopteri; Cypriniformes; Catostomidae. Gene Ontology annotation, cellular component: basement membrane. The record is from RefSeq and is a predicted model, not a curated record. Gene Ontology annotation, molecular function: extracellular matrix binding; protein binding; heparin binding.